UGUGUAGUUGAGUUUAUCCUUUCUCAUUACAGUUAAGCUCGUUGCACACUCCAGCCUAUACACCAUGAUGCAGCACACACUGUCCUUGUUGCUUAUACCCUCGCUCUUUCUUGGCAUCAAUCAGGCCACUUCGAGCAUUGACAAUGCCGGAUUCAUCUACAGUGGGUUCAAUGGUGCUAACCUCACCCUUGAUGGCAUGGCGACCAUCACAUCCAGUGGCCUCCUCCAACUGAGUAGUGGCAAUGGGGAACACAAAGGUCAUGCGUUCCACCCUGAGCUGCUGAGGUUCCACAAGGCUCCCCGUGGCAAGGUGCAGUCUUUCUCUGUUUCUUUUGUGUUUGCCAUUCUCUCCAUCGCUCCGAACUUAAGCUCCCAUGGCAUGGCCUUCCUCAUUUCCCCAAGCACAAACCUCUCUUCCUCGGGUACAAGGGGAUUCCUAGGGCUCUUCAAUAGACAGAAUAGUGGCAAUGCAAGCAAUCAUAUCUUUGCUGUUGAGCUCGACACAAUCCAGAAUACUGAGUUCCAGGACAUCAGUGAUAAUCACAUUGGUGUCGAUGUUAAUGACAUCCGCUCGGUGCGAUCCAACUACACCGGGUACUAUGAUGACAGCCAAGGCAGAUAUCAAAACCUGACACUCAAUAGCCAUGAGCCAAUGCAAGUGUGGGUAGACUAUGAUGAAGUGACUACUAAGAUUAGUGUGACUAUUGCUCCUCUCAAGAUGUCCAAACCCAUGAGACCACUUAUCUUAACAACCUACAACCUAUCAACAGUGCUCACAGACCAAGCAUAUGUUGGCUUCUCAUCGACAACGGGGAGUAUUGAUUCACAGCACUAUGUGCUCGGAUGGAGCUUUGCUAUGAAUCAAUCUGCUCCUGGUAUUGAUGUUGACAAGCUACCUAAGCUGCCCCAUGAAGGUUCAAAGAAUUCUUCUAAGGUCAUGGAAAUCGUCAUGCCAAUAGCAACUGCAAUAUUCAUUCUUGUGGUAGCUGUUGUCAUCUUCCAAUUUAUGUGGAGACGGUUAAAGUAUGCUGAGCUUCGAGAGGACUGGGAAGUCGAGUUUGGGCCGCAUCGUCUCUCAUACAAGGACUUGUUCAGUGCAACACAAGGUUUCAAGAGCAAGCACCUGCUUGGUGUAGGGGGAUUUGGGAGUGUGUACAGAGGGGUUCUUCCAAUGUCCAAACUAGAGGUCGCAGUUAAGAAGGUGUCCCAUGAGUCAAGACAAGGUAUCAAGGAGUUUAUAGCCGAGGUUGUGAGUAUUGGCCGUAUGAGGCAUCGCAAUCUAGUGCCGCUACUUGGCUAUUGUCGAAGAAGAGGUGAACUCCUUUUGGUUUAUGAAUUUAUGCCAAAUGGAAGCCUUGACAAGUAUUUGUAUGUUGAAGAUGACAAGCCAUCUUUAAAUUGGGUGCAAAGGUUUCAUAUCAUCAAAGGCAUUGCUUCAGGAUUGCUUUACCUUCAUGAGGAGUGGGACCAAGUUGUGAUCCAUCGAGAUAUUAAAGCAAGCAAUGUCCUCCUUGAUAAUGAGAUGAAUGCACGACUUGGUGACUUUGGUCUAGCAAAGUUGUAUGAUCAUGGUAUCGAUGCACAAACCACACAUGUUGUUGGCACCAUGGGCUACAUAGCACCUGAGUUGGCACGUACAGGAAAGGCAUCCCCUAUCACCGAUGUGUUUGCAUUUGGAGUGUUUCUUCUUGAGGUCACUUGUGGGCGAAGACCUGUUGAACACAAUAGAGAGAACAACACAGUAUCGAUGUUGGUCGAUUGGGUACUAGAGAAAUGGCACAAAGGACUGCUAACAAAAGUUGUAGACCCAAGGAUACAAGAUGAGUUUGACAUUAACCAGACUAUCUUGGUGCUAAAGUUAGGGUUGCUAUGUUCCCAUCCGGUUCCUGAUUCUAGGCCUACCAUGCGUCAAGUCAUGCAAUACCUUGAUGGAGACAUGAUGUUGCCAGAGCAAAUGCCAGAAAGCUUGACCCUCGGUAUGCAAUUCAUGAUGCAAAGUGAAGGGUUUGAUUCAUACAUCAUGUCACAAGCAACGACAAUGGUUAGUCAUGGCACACUAACCGACAUCUCGGGUGGGAGAUGAAGCGGUGGUAAUAAGAUACAAGUAGAUUGGCACUACUAAUUAUUGUACUUGUACUUGUGUAUGCUAUGGAGACAUGAGGUUUUGGGCUUUUGGAAUAAAAAAAAUCUUUUAAAA
Sorghum bicolor (sorghum) is the source of this 2197-nucleotide messenger RNA. RefSeq names its product L-type lectin-domain containing receptor kinase IV.1. Bases 65 to 2083 code for a protein of 672 amino acids. Lineage: Eukaryota; Viridiplantae; Streptophyta; Magnoliopsida; Poales; Poaceae. Gene Ontology annotation, cellular component: plasma membrane. Gene Ontology annotation, molecular function: carbohydrate binding; protein kinase activity; ATP binding. Gene Ontology annotation, biological process: protein phosphorylation. The transcript has a single exon. The record is from RefSeq and is a predicted model, not a curated record.